Messenger RNA from Naegleria gruberi, 594 nucleotides. RefSeq lists its product as uncharacterized. Gene Ontology annotation, molecular function: guanyl-nucleotide exchange factor activity; small GTPase binding. The transcript has a single exon. The record is from RefSeq and is a predicted model, not a curated record. Gene Ontology annotation, cellular component: nucleus. Bases 1 to 594 code for a protein of 197 amino acids. Gene Ontology annotation, biological process: protein import into nucleus. Lineage: Eukaryota; Heterolobosea; Eutetramitea; Acrasida; Naegleriidae.
AUGUCUUUAAAUCAAACAAAUAACACAACACUCGUCACUCAACCAUUGUUCGGAGGAGCAAUGUGUAUUGAUUUACCAUCAAGCUAUUUGGAUUCUUCAAAUUUUAGAGAAAUUCCCGAUAAUCAGGAAGUUUGGACUGAUAACUUGGAAGUGCCUUCACAAUCAUCACAAUCAUCAAGUUGUCCUUCAGUAAUUAUUGAAAUUCUCGGAAGGUGUGAGGAGCCAAACCAAAGUGUGACAUCAUUCAUGUUCGACGAUUUGGCCACUGCUAACCAUGUUGCACCAAAUGAUCGUUCCUUCUUAUUCGAAUUUGAUGAUACUACAAUGACAAAAUCUACCAAUUUCCCAAAUGCCGAUUUUGCUGCUGGUGGUAUUGGACAAAUGAAAGUGGAAAAGAAUAGAGAUUUGGAUUUGGUAACAGUAUUUGUUUGGGUUUUAAGAUUGAAGGAAAUUGAUACUGACAUUCUCAUCACUCUCAAUGAUCCUUGUAUUCAAUAUUCUAAUGCUCAAGAAGCCACACAAUCACCUCGAUUCCAAUUAUUCUCAAAAAUUAUCAGAUCCUUAAAGGUUUUGGACUGGGGAUUAUUUUGUUAA